UUCACAUUUUUGAAUGAAUUUCCCUCAAAACUAAUUAAUUGGGUUGAUAUUGUUUUGGAAUUGAAAAAUGAGUACUGCGAUAUCUGGUGUGGUUUCCCGCCAAGUUUUGCCUGCUUGUGGUUCCCUUUGUUUCUUCUGUCCUGCCUUAAGGGCAAGGUCUAGACAACCUGUCAAGAGGUACAAGAAGCUCAUUGCUGAAAUUUUCCCUCGUAACCAGGAGGAAGGGCUAAAUGAUAGGAAAAUAGGAAAACUUUGUGAUUACGCUGCCAAAAAUCCUUUACGCAUCCCAAAGAUUGUGAAUGCUCUUGAGCAAAGGUGUUACAAGGAGCUACGCAACGAGAAUUUUCGUUCAACAAGAAUUGUCAUGUGUAUUUACAAGAAAUUUUUGUCUUCUUGUAAAGAACAAAUGCCAUUAUUUGCUAGUAGUUUGCUAAGUAUUAUCCACACACUGCUGGAUCAAACACGGCAGGAUGAAAUGAGAGUUAUUGGAUGUAACAUUCUUUUUGAUUUUGUAAAUAAUCAGGUUGAUGGAAGUUACCUAUUCAGCUUAGAAGGUGUUAUUCCAAAGCUGUGUCAAUUAGCUCAAGAAACAGGAGAAGAUGAAAGGGCUAGAACUCGCCGUUCCGCUGGUUUGAAAGCUCUUUCAUCAAUGGUUCGGUUUAUGGGCGAACACUCUCACAUAUCAGUCGAGUUUGAUAAUAUUGUUUCAGCUGUCUUGGAAAACUAUGAAAUUCCUAAGGAAAGUUCCACAAGUCUUGAUAACAUUAACGAGGAACAAGGUACUGAGAAUAAGUGGGAUCCCGACACCACCAAUGAGGCUCAAACCUCUCCUUUGCUAGAUGUCAAAAAGAGAAAUCCGCCUUGGAGUAAAGUUGUUAACGACAAAGGCGAAGUAAAUUUUGCAAUGGAAGAUGACAAGAAUCCCUCUUUUUGGUCUGGGGUAUGUCUACAUAAUAUGGCCAAUUUAGCCAAGGAAGGGACUACUAUACGUCGCGUAAUGGAAUCUUUAUUCCGAUACUUCGAUAACGGAAAUUUAUGGUCUAUAAACCAUGGCCUUGCCUUUUCUGUUUUGAAGGAUAUACUAUUUUUGAUGGAUGAUUCUGAGAAAAACACACAUGUAUUGCUGUCAAUGUUAAUUAAGCAUUUAGAUCAUAAAACUGUCCUUAAAGAACCCAACAUGCAACUGGACAUUGUUGAGGUGGCCACUUCACUUGCUCAAUAUGCAAAGGUUCAACCUUCUGUAUCAAUAAUCGGUUCAGUAAGUGACAUGAUGAGACAUUUGCGGAAGACCAUACACUGUUGCCUAGAUAACUCAAAUCCGGACAAUGAUGUAAUCAAUUGGAAUAAGAAUUUCAGGAAAGUUGUGGAUAAAUGCCUUGUUCAGUUAGCAAAUAAGGUUGGAGAAGCAGACCCAAUUCUUGAUGUAAUGGCUGUGAUGUUAGAGAAUAUCUCAACUAAUACAAUGACAUCCAAAACAACUGUAUAUGCUGUCUAUCGGACUGCUCAAAUAGUAGCCUCCUUACCAAAUUUGUCCUAUCAGAAAAAGGCAUUCCCUGAGGCAUUGUUUCAUCAACUACUCCUAGCUAUGGUCCAUCCAGAUCACGAGACACGAGUGGUAGCUCACCGCAUCUUUUCUGUCAUUGUUGUGCCAACUGCUUCUGACUCCAAGGCAUCGGGUGUUCCACGAUCACUUUCGAGAGCAGUCUCUUUUUUCUCUUCUUCAGCAUCUUUAUUUGAGAAACUAAGACUGGAGAAACGUUCUUCAAGUGUAAGAUUAUUAAGUCAGUACAACAAAGAAAACGUUACUGGAGUGAUUGAACCAGCUAAUAGCAAUGUUGGGAUCAUAGACAGAUUGAAGUCAAGCCAUAGUAGGGGUUCUAGUGUGAAUAAUCCUCCUCUACAAACUAAAUGGGACGAACUUACUGCAAACAGUGAUAAUCAUAACUUGGAGAUUGUUGCCCUCAGGCUGAGUAGGCAUCAGAUAAACCGAUUAGUAUCAUCAAUUUGGGCACAGUCUAUCUCUCCUGAAAAUAUGCCUGCAAAUUAUGAAGCAAUUGCUCAUACAUACAGCUUGGCACUGCUUGUUUCUAAAGCGAAGAAUUCUUUUCACGAGAUAAUAGUUCGGAGUUUUCAACUUGCAUUUUCUUUAUGGAAUAUUUCUCUUAAAGAAGGGCCAUUGCCGCCAUCUCGUCGGAGAUCACUCUUUACUUUGGCAAUUUCAAUGAUUAUGUUUUCUUCAAAAGCAUACAACAUUGUCCCUCUUGUCCAUAGUACCAAGGCAGUGCUUACAGAGAGAAAGGUUGACCCCUUCCUUCAUUUGAUUGAAGACAAGUUGCAAACCGUAAGCUGUGCACCUGACAAUCCGACCAUCAGCUAUGGAUCCAAAGAAGACGACGAUAGGGCCUUACACACACUUUCAGAAUUAUUGACUUCUGUACACCAAACGCAGGAAUCCUUUGCUUCUGAAAUCAUCAGAAGCUUGGACAUUUUUUCAAAAGCUGAAUUAUUGUCAAUAAAGGAGAAAAUGCUAGAAGAAUUCUCACCGGAUGAUACAUGUGAACUUGGAUCUCAGUUGACCAUGAAUAUUACCAGAAAGGACACUUCGGCAAACGAUGACGACUUUAUUUAUGAAUUAUUUGAAAGUCAAUUAAAACAAAAUCCAAGAUUGUCCAUGGAGGCCCCUAGUCUUUUGAGUGCUAAUCAAUUCUUAGAAUUAGUUUUCGACCCGUCUCAUCCUGCUGGGAGAAUUUCUGUAUCAACUGCAUUUGAUACACCUUACGAGGAUAUGGCUGAUAACUGUGAGGUACUUAUGAUGGGAAAGCAAAAGAUGUCUAGAUUGAUGAGUACUGAACAAAAGCAAGAAUGUUCAGUGAGCUCCCUUUUACCACAUCACAGCGAUGAAUCAAAAAAUAUGGUUUCCUCUUCCCAUGUGGAUCUUCAGAAGCAGGACAAGCCUAUCUUUGAUGAUGAAAAUUUUGUGGAAUUGUAUCGACCGACUUCUGGCCCAGUUCCCAUGUUGUGUGGAGCAGAAUAUCAGAAUCAUCCUCACUUUUUCCAACUGCCUACAGCAAGUCCCUUUGAUAACUUUCUAAAAGCUGCUGGUUGUUGAUCUUGUAGUUGUAUUGAAUUACAAAUGCUAUUAGGUUGUUGAGAAAUCAUAUUGAAGAAAGAAGUAAGGAAUCUAUCUUUAUGUUUGGAUAAGAGUUAGGUAUGACAAAAUUACAGUGGCACUGUGGUUUUGCAAAAGCUCUAAAAAUGUAGUUUUUGUCAAAAUCGUGGUGGUUUCUGUAAUUCUGUCAAUUUGACUGUUAAUUCAAACAAGCACUAAGCACCGUAAAUUUACUGGUGCCGAAAGCCACGAUAUUUCUUGAAGUAUUACAGUGUUGGUGUUUUAAUCAUAAUGGGUUGUGUUUCUGAUUUUUGAAUAUGCAAUUCUUUACUAUUUUUGUCACCUAACCUUGUAUAUUAUAAUGGCCUGGAAAGGCUUCAUGCAUUUCUUGUAAAUUAUAAAACUCUAUUGACAUUUUAUUUCCAUGUACAUACUACAUAUA
This is a messenger RNA of Cicer arietinum (chickpea), 3551 nucleotides long. RefSeq names its product protein SEMI-ROLLED LEAF 2. NCBI's taxonomy places the organism in Eukaryota, Viridiplantae, Streptophyta, Magnoliopsida, Fabales, Fabaceae. The record is from RefSeq and is a predicted model, not a curated record.